Messenger RNA from Trichomonas vaginalis G3, 2151 nucleotides. Its product is annotated as biological adhesion protein. The transcript has a single exon. NCBI's taxonomy places the organism in Eukaryota, Parabasalia, Trichomonadida, Trichomonadidae. The record is from RefSeq and is a predicted model, not a curated record. The coding region runs from base 1 to 2151 and encodes 716 amino acids.
AUGAGUGAAAAAGAAGUCCCUUAUGAAAAGCUCAAAGAAGGAUAUAUGCAGCUACUUACAAAGAACAAAUCAUUGAAGCAAAAUCUUGAGAAAAGCCAAAAGAAUUGCGAAUUAUUGCAAAAUGGCCUCGCUGAAAGAGAUCAAAUGAUAGAAGUUCGUAACAAAAGCAUUUCAGAACUUAUUUCUAUUAGAGAAGAUCUAAAUAGACAAAUACAAGGCUAUAAAUCACAAAUUGAAUCACUAGAACAAUCAAAAUUAGAAUUAGAAAAUAAUCAAACGACUUCAGCUGAGCAAAAUCCACAAGAGCCUAUGUCUGAAGAGCUAAUUCAAGAGUUUAAUAACGAAAGAAGACAAUUGCAUAAACAAAUUGAAGAUUUGAAAAAUGAAAUUUCACAAAAGAGUGAGCAAUUGAGCGCAAUAACCACAGAAAAAGAUAGCCUCAAUUCUAAUUAUAUAAGUUCCCAAAACGAAAUUACUAAUUAUAAGCUACAAAUAUCAAAUUUGACAGAGCAAAUCAAAAACUUGGAAAAUGAAAAAGUAUCGCAACAAAAAUCAAUAGAAUCGUUGCAACAGUUCAAAGAAGAGGCACAAAAAGCUCUUCAAUCCUCAGGAGAAGGACAAUCUCAAAUAGUCAUGCAAUUAGAGAAAAUUGAUCAGCUCCAAAAGGAAAUUUCACUUUUAAACGAUAAAUACGAUAAAGAUACCACUCAAAUUAAGCAAGAAAACAAAGUAAAAGAAGAAAAAUUUAAUGAAAUUGUACAAAAUUUAACAAACCAAGUUAAUUUACUUAAGGGUGAUAAUGAGAAUCUUCAAAACAGCCUUAAUACUGCCCAAAAUUCGUUAAAUGAAAAAGAGAAAAUAAUAAUUGAAUUUGAUUCUCUGAAAAAUUCACUGUUAACAGGUAAUUCCGACCUUAAAAUCAAGUCAGAACAAUACGAAAAGGUCAUUGACUCACUAAACCAAGCCAAUUCUGAUUUACAGAAUCAAAUCCAAAUUUUGAACCAAAGAAAUGAAGCUUUACAAGCAGAUGUUGCCAAACUAAUGUCAGAGAAGAAGAGAAUAGACGAACUUCUCAUAGAAAAAGACUCAAGUAUCACGGAAAUGACCCAAAAAAUUGACAAAAUGAGAGAAAAUGACAAACAACAGGCGCAGCAGAGCCAACAGAAGCUGCAAAUGCUUGAGAAGGAGAAGCAGAACUUCGAUGACCAACUUUCUUCAUAUAAAACUAAGAAUGACGAGUUAUCAAAAAUUAUUCAGAUGCAAUCUGACGAAUUAAUACCAUUAAGGUCCGAAAACGAGUCAUACAAAGUGAGAAUAGCUACCCUUGAUAACGAAAUCAAGCUCAGAACAGCUGCUGAAGCAGAAAAGAAGAUAUUAAGUGAAGAAAACUCAAAUUUAAAGGAAGAAAGGAAAAUUAUGAAGGAAGAACUCGUUAAUUAUCAUAAAGCACUGAAUGAACUCAACAGUACUAAAGAAGAACUCGAAGAAAUCAAAUCAAAUUUGGAAAAUGCAAAUAAGCAAGCAGAAUUGGACCAAGAGAGCUUUGAAAAGAGAGAAAACCAACUGAAUGAGAUAAUUCAGUCAUUAGAGAAGACAGAUAAUGAGAAAAACAGCACAAUUAACUCACUUUCUUUGACAAUUCAGAAUUUGCAAGACCAGGUCAAUGAAAGUACAGCGAAAUUAUCUCUUCUUAAGGAUAUCGAAACAAAAUACAAAGAUCUUCAAGAAAAAUUGAAGAAUUCUGAAAUUAAAUUAAAAGAAGCAGAAGAUACACUUGAAGAAGAGAAAAUGAAGGUUGCUAAGUAUAUUAAAUCGAACAAGCAACUUGAAAUUGCUAAAAAUUCUUCAGAUAAAAAGAUUCAAAUUUUAGAUGAAGAAAUUUUAACAUUAAAGAAGAAAAUUAAUGCAAUAGAGAAAGACAGAGGACAAGUUACAGCUAAUACAGCUAACACUGCCUUAUUCCCUGACUAUAUUCGAAAAGUUUUGUUACAAUUCUUCACAAAAGAUGCUUCAGAACGAGAAGCAUUAAUCCCUGUCAUUCUUAAACUUGUGUCUUGUACUAAUGAUCAGAUUACGGCCGCUCAGAGAUGUUAUGCCGAAUCAAAUCAAGUUAUUUCUCAAGCUUUCUCAUUUUUCAAAGGAAAGAAGUGA